UCGAAUGUUUGUCGCCAUUUCAUCUAAAUUUUACCAAAUCAGUGCGCGUUUCCAACUCGUAAAGUGACAUCUAAAAUUUACCAGAGCUACGGCUCAAAGUGGUGCAUGUAAGUUCUCUGCGGAGUUCAUCACCUGGCUUUCAAGAAAAGACAACUUAACCGCCCUUAUCAUGAAGUGCUUGGCCGUGCUUGUUGUUCUCCUUGCUUCUGCCCAUCAGGCAGCAUCUUUCUUCAAUUUUCUGUCUUUAAGACAGAUCACUCAUGAUGGGCAGUCGGCGAAAUUCCCAUGCAAGAUAGUCAAUGCCACUUUUGUCGACUGCCGGAACCGGGGUCUCUUGAACAUCCCAUCUGGAAUUCCGAAAACGACCCAGAUCUUGCUGGUGUCCCACAACCGGAUCAGCAAGAUCGACACCUCUCUGACAGGACUCGUCAACCUCCGGCUCCUGAACCUGUCUCACAAUAGUGUCUCCAAGCUUGAAAGAGGCUACUUUGCAGACCAGAAGCAGUUAGAGCACCUGUAUCUAUCCAAAAACCAGAUCAAUAAGAUACCCGAAGAUGCCUUUGCUUCCUUCACUAAACUGAAGACACUGGACCUGUCUUGGCAGAACAACAACUUGAGGAGAGGCUUUCCAGAGUUCCUGAUACCAAUCAACAGGACUCUUACUACAUUGCUGCUUGAGAAGACCAUGAUCAAGACAGCAGAUUUUGGUACGCAUCUCAUUCUCAGGUCACUCAAGGUGCUCAACCUGGCUGCAAAUGGCAUCACAAGUCUUGGCAGAAAUGACUUCCAGGCCCUGGCAGGAUCGCAAUUGCAAGUACUUGACCUGUCCUACAAUUCCAUUGAAAACGUUGACACAGACACUCUCGAUCCUUUCCAUGGAGUAGGAACUUUGGAUUUGACUCAUUCGUUUGCAAAACUCCCUCCACUACCUUCCCUCUUGGCAAACGUGAGUGCAGCUGUGAGUUCAGCUGAGAUUCACAAGCUGGAUCUGCGUUCCCUCAGUCUAAAAAACUUGACCUCUUCAAUGUUUAUUGGUCUGGGAGACUCCACACUCGAAGAACUGGAUCUAUCUCUGAAUGACAUAACUGGGUUGGAUGAUGACAGCUUUGGUCCUAAUCUGGCUCAUCUGAAAGUUCUGCAGCUGUACAAUAACUCUAUAACCACCAUCAGCCUGAAUGCUCUAGCUGGGUUAACUGCUCUGGAAUCCCUGUACAUGGGAAGCAAUUCCCUGAAAGAAAUAGAGCCGGGAACUUUCAAACAUAACACACAGCUUCUGACUCUAAAUCUCAAUGACAACUUGAUUGCAUCACUGUCCCAAGGUGGUCCCUUCCAAGGACUUAUCAAUUUACAACGUCUCUAUCUGUCGAAGAACAAGAUUUCUCAGACCCUAACUGGUGACGAAUUCCAGGAUCUUGGAGACCUUACUGACCUAGACUUAAGCGGAAGCAAGUUGCUGAAGGACAGGCACAUUCGUCUUAAGAUGGACUCAUUCAAGACCCUCUCUAAAUUGACGAAGUUGAAUCUCAAGAAGGUUUGGCUUUCGAAUAUUGACAUUGUGCCUUCACCAUUUGCAGGUCUGUUGGAACUCCGCUUUUUGGAUCUGAGCAAUAACAACAUGGAUAACUUCCAUCAGGAUACCUUUAGUUCACUCGGAAGACUUGAGACAUUGUACUUGGACCAUAACCACUUCGACAACUUGUGGCACCCGCCGAAUCCUCAGGAGGAGAGUCCCAGCAUGUUUUUGAGAAAGCUGGUCUCUCUGAGAAAGCUUGACCUUUCUUUCAAUGGCUUCCAAAAUGUUCCCAUUGGUGCCUUCCAUGACUUGGGACAUCUCAAGACAUUGCAUCUGAGCAACAACAAACUCUCCGAAAUCUCGGGCAAAGCGUUGGAUGGUCUUAAGGAACUUGAGUACCUCGACCUACACAAGAACCUCAUCAACGUCGUGAACAAAACCAUGCUGACCCCAAUUCUGAAGACACUGAAGAUCUUGUACAUCUGUGGUAAUCCGUUCUCCUGCGGCUGUGAACAAGAAUGGUUUCGCGACUUCAUUGAUGAUACUCAAGUAACGAUCGGUAACCUGAGCUUGUGUCUGUGUGCUUCACCCCCGGGCAUGAGAAACAAGCCCUUGAUGAGCUUCCACCCGGAAGAUUUGAACUGCGAUCAUAAGUUACCAUUGAAGGACUGGAUCGGCAUAGGUGUUGCAAGCUUUUCGUUCCUUCUUUUGGCUUGUAUCUUGGUUGUAUACCGUUGGAAGGUGUACUACAUCUACUUAGUGGUGAGAGCAAACUACCGGCGAUCAAAGAGGCAUAAUGGCUAUGAGAAGGUGUUUGACUAUGAUGCCUUUAUCUCCUACAGUGGUGCUGAUGAAGAAUGGGUGGCGGAGAAAUUAAUACCGGAACUUGAGACGGGAGAGGAACCCUUCAGACUCUGCCACCACGGCCGCGACUUUGAGCCGGGGAAGGAGAUAGUGGACAACAUCAUCGAGUCGGUGGACAGCAGCCGCCGCACCAUUUGCGUCUUAUCCCAGAGCUACCUGGAGAGCAACUGGUGCAGCUUUGAGAGGCGUGUGACAAUGAGUAGGUUGUUCAUCAACUAUCAAGAUGCCCUGAUACUUGUCCUCUUGGAAGACCUUCCCCCAAAGAAGUUGUCCAAGUAUGAUCAUAUCCAUCGUGCCAUCAAGAAGAAGACGUACCUCAAGUGGCCAGCCAAUGCCGAUGAGAGGGCUGUUUUCUGGCAGCGCUUGAAGGAUGUCUUGAACGAAGACCGCACCCCGGAUAGAUAUGAGGUAAUUGUGUAAUGUGUGACAGUUUGUGAGGAACUGUCUGAAAAUGUAGAUCACUUGAAAUGUUCAUUUGGAAACCAAUUGUCAUAAUGAAUUGCCCUACUGUCUGAAAAACCAAAUUAAAAUGGUGGGAAUGAUUUCUCCCAUUUUCCCAACCUGAUGAAUCUGAAACAAUUUUUAAUUUGGUUCCAAGCUGCAAUGGGAAAUGGUUUCUGAAAACAAAUUAUCCAAACUUUUAGGCCAGUUGUUUUUCAUGGCGAGGGGGCACAUUUAUGCUGCAGGGGGCACAUUUAUGUCUGCAAGAGGGGCACUUGGGUGAAACUGUUGGGCAAGUGGGCCCUCCCCCCCCCCCCAGUUCCAUUAAUUGUAGUUACAUAUAUAUCAAUCUCGAUGCAGUGACUAAUUUUGUGGUCUUUGCAUGUCUUGUUAAUUUUGUACUCCAGUUGCCAACAAAAGUAUGGACUUUCAGUAAUCUAAGGAUGAUCAAAUAAUCAUAAAAAAAAUUUGACAAAAAAAAAUAGAAAAAGGUUUUUUUAGUUGCAAUAAAGAAAAAGGAAGUUUAACUUUGCUUGAAGAGAAACAAAAAUCAAAUUGGUUGAUGAGCUGAGGUAAUGCCACUUUGAAGAUCUAGUUCUCAUUACAUCCUUAAUGCCUGUUUGAAAAUUUCAUAGAAAAUUAAAAUAUUUGUAUAAGUUAAAAGGUAAUGUACUACAUUUUCAAAUAUUAAAUAACAAAACUAACUAAGGGGGACGGGUGCAAGCCAGCUUGACCUGACACUCCCUGAUGUCUAUAAAUUGCUCAGAGUUUUUUCUUGGU
Patiria miniata (bat star) is the source of this 3598-nucleotide messenger RNA. Its product is annotated as toll-like receptor 3. The transcript is spliced from 2 exons. Lineage: Eukaryota; Metazoa; Echinodermata; Asteroidea; Valvatida; Asterinidae. Gene Ontology annotation, cellular component: membrane. The record is from RefSeq and is a predicted model, not a curated record. Gene Ontology annotation, biological process: inflammatory response; immune response; toll-like receptor signaling pathway. Bases 170 to 2797 code for a protein of 875 amino acids. Gene Ontology annotation, molecular function: protein binding; transmembrane signaling receptor activity.